Zingiber officinale is the source of this 1238-nucleotide messenger RNA. Its product is annotated as ribonuclease Y-like. The coding region runs from base 90 to 1058 and encodes 322 amino acids. The record is from RefSeq and is a predicted model, not a curated record. NCBI's taxonomy places the organism in Eukaryota, Viridiplantae, Streptophyta, Magnoliopsida, Zingiberales, Zingiberaceae. The transcript has 3 exons.
CCCUCGCCUUCUCAACGUUCUCUGCUUCCUUCCGCCGCCCCGCUCUCUGCUUAGGCUUCCGGCGACCCUGCUACUCCCCCCACACACUGAUGAGGGCCUCCCUGAACAAGCAUCUGAUGAAAUGGAUGGUAGCCCGAAUGACUCCGCCUUUGAGAAUUAUUUCUGUGGAGUCGGUUGUCCCUGUUCGACCGGCUCCCGACUCGGCAGCGCCAGUCCCACCUCUGCCUUCCGCCGCCGCAGCCGAGCCGGAGGCCAUCUCUUCGGAUGGGCCACUAGAGGGCCUCCGAACCCGCAAACGUAGUUUGAAGCAGAAGCAGCCCAUGGCUCCUCCGGCCCCUCAAGGGCCGUCCGAACCGAAUCCAAGUGAUGUCGCCUUGUUGUCCAGUAUGUUCGUCGCGGGUGUCUGUUCAGGGGACGAUGUUCCUCGGCAACAAAGGUCCUCGCCGUCGCUGAAUGGCACACUCGGCCAGAUUCUGCCCACUAAGGAGGAAGCCUCGAGGAAGAGAACUCUGCCGGGCAUUUGCGACUCCAUGAGUCUAAACAUGGCUAAGCUUUGGGCCGACCAACGGGAGCUGGCCGUCCGACUGCCCAAUUUGUGUCGCCGAUAUGGUGAGAUGCAACGCCGCGGCAAUGAGUGCGAGGCCGAGAAGCUAGAACAGGCGAGGGCCGAGUCUGCCUCCCUGGGGGUCCGACUCGCAGAACUCCAAGCCAAACUAGAGGAGUCGGAGCGACGGAGGAUGAGGGCGGAGGAAAAGGGGGCGGAGGAAACGGCCCGAAGAGAACUGAUGGCGGCAGAAGUGGAGACGGCGAAGGCGGAGUUGGCGAGCUACCGAGCCGGCGAGGAGGGGCGAUGGGAGAAUCUGAAGAAGGCCUUUAUGAAGUCGGAAGAAUUUUACAACAUAGUCGGCGCCAGGUCCGCCUCCAUGCUUGGCUACGGCUUCGACGGGGCCAUCCGCCAAAUACAGGAGGCCGGGUACUUGCCUGCAGGCGCUCCGCCUGCGUUUCUGAGUCUGCGGAAGGUGGCUGACUCCAUCCCCGACGAUCAGAUUGAUGAUUAGGAAGCCUUGGCCGCGGUGCAAGGAUGUAAGACUAAUGAAAAUUUUUGGGAAAAACAGACCUUUUGCGACCGAGUAGCUUCUACCAUCAAUUUUUUCCCUUUUAGCAUGAUUGUUCUUCGGAUAGAUGGCCGAGGCGAAUGUCACCACUCUUUCGCAUCCUUGAAACUGACUAUCGUUAUC